AGUGUGUAUGCGGUAUGCCCGCUAUAUGGCGAUACUGUUUGUUUAGCAGUCUGGCUACUGUGAUCGACAGAAACACACGAGUGUUAGCACUAUUGCCUUAAAUAGAGUACACCGUUAUCUUGAGGAAGGAAAUUGAUAAAUUCUACAAUGGCUUCUGGGGCAACUACGUCAGCGCCAGUACCAUCGGCAAAUGCGGGUCCGUUACUUCUGGGUCCAGAAAAUACCAUCUUGGAUUGCCCGUUCUGCCGUCACCAAAUCAAGACCGCCGUGCAGUACACCAAUAACUCGGGGACGCACAUCGCAGCCGCCUUGUGGGGCCGAAUUUGCUUCCUCUGCUGUAUCCCCUACUGCGGGGAGUCUGCCAAGAACGCGGACCACUACUGCCCUAACUGCGCCAAAUACCUCGGAACUUAUCGUAGAUAAAUAUGUACCAAAAACUUUUUAAAGACUAGGUAAUAAGUACUUACCUAUACAUAGUUUAAGAAUUUGCUUAAC
This is a messenger RNA of Ostrinia furnacalis (Asian corn borer), 495 nucleotides long. RefSeq names its product lipopolysaccharide-induced tumor necrosis factor-alpha factor homolog. The transcript is spliced from 4 exons. The coding region runs from base 148 to 423 and encodes 91 amino acids. The record is from RefSeq and is a predicted model, not a curated record. NCBI's taxonomy places the organism in Eukaryota, Metazoa, Arthropoda, Insecta, Lepidoptera, Crambidae. Gene Ontology annotation, molecular function: zinc ion binding.